UGGAGGAGGCCCAACCUAACAACAUAUUUUAACGGCCACCGGUCCCAAGUUUCGGCUGUCGGUUCAUGUCCAAACCUUGGACAUAUCUAAAUUUAGAAACACAAACCCAAAAUCCCAUUUUUAUUUACAAACAUAACCCAAAUGCUAAAUUUGUUUCUUUUCUUUGCGUUUAUAGUAAUUUUUUAAUUGUCUUUACUCCUGUCCCCCCCACACAAAUUUUUUUCCUUUUCAGCAAUGUUUCCGGAUUUGGGUAAUUAAAAAUUAAAGCGGGCACAGUGCCGUCUCCGUCUAUAUCUCCUAUUCACUCGAGAAAAGUUUCUGGACCGCCGGCGCUGUAAUGGAAGAAGGUGACGUUGGUAACGGAGCUCGACUUGGUGAUCACCCCCGCGAUUCCGGGGGAGACUUUGGGAUGAUGCUUUACGGAUGCGAGCAUUACCGGAGACGAUGCCAACUCCGCGCCCCGUGCUGCAACGAGGUUUUCACCUGUCGCCAUUGUCACAACGAGGCCAAGAGCGGUUUGAGCUUUCCCAAGGAGCCUCAUGAACUUGUUCGCCAUGAUGUUAAGCAAGUUGUUUGUGCUGUGUGUGAUACUGAGCAGCAGGUUGCUGGAAUCUGUGAGAAAUGUGGGGUGAAAUUUGGGGAGUACUUCUGUGAAAUCUGCAGGUUUUAUGAUGAUGAUACAUCAAAGAAGCAGUUUCACUGCAAUGAUUGUGGGAUCUGUAGGGUCGGAGGUUCUGAAAAUUUCUUUCACUGCCAGAAGUGCGGCUCUUGCUAUGCGGUUGAUCUGAAAGAUAAUCAUGUGUGCGUGGAGAACUCUAUGAAGAAUCACUGCCCAAUUUGCUAUGAGUUCCUUUUUGAUUCAGUGAAGCGCACAACCAUUAUGAAGUGUGGGCAUACAAUGCAUAUGGAUUGCUACACCGAGAUGAUAAGCCAGAACCAGUACCGGUGCCCAAUCUGCAACAAGUCGGUGCUGAACAUGUCCCGAACCUGGGAAACAUUAGAUCAGGAGAUUGAAGCUACAAUCAUGCCCGAGGAAUACCGCUAUGAAGUUCCAAUAUUGUGUAACGACUGCAAUAACACCAGCACCGUAAGAUUUCAUGUCAUUGGCCACAAAUGCCGCCAUUGCAACUCAUACAACACCCGCAACCUAGCAACCAGUGAAAAUCGCGAAUGACCAUUUGUUCAGUUGAUUAGAGAAGUUGGAUUUUAGACAUUUUUUCUCAUUGCUUAAAACAUAGUUUCAUGACAAUGUUAGUUGGUUUGUUCUUGCAUUUGGUCUCUUUAACUGUAAAGGAGAUCUGUGGCAUAUUGGACCAAUUUUUUACUAUUUUAUAGCAGCAACUUUUAAACU
Molecule: messenger RNA, 1351 nt
Organism: Ipomoea nil (Japanese morning glory)
Lineage: Eukaryota; Viridiplantae; Streptophyta; Magnoliopsida; Solanales; Convolvulaceae
Product: E3 ubiquitin-protein ligase MIEL1-like
Exons: 12
Coding region: 338-1174 (278 amino acids)
Biological process (GO): protein ubiquitination; ubiquitin-dependent protein catabolic process
Cellular component (GO): nucleus
Molecular function (GO): ubiquitin protein ligase activity; zinc ion binding
Source: RefSeq, a predicted model, not a curated record